UAAAUCAUGGUAAGAUGCCAGGGGAAUUUUUGAAAAAGCUUUAAAUCAAUAACCUAAUAGUUCAUUAUCAUGAUUAGGAUUAGGGAUUACAAAUUUAAGAUUGAGAGAUCCAAUAGAUUGUUAGGCAGAUAUAUAAGAACCUUUCAAUGGUCAAGUUUGGGGAUAUCUUGCAUUAAAUUGUAUAGUUUUAAAAAAGAGGAUAAUAAGCAAAAUAAUAUGUUUAUAGAGAAUGGAAUAAACAGAAGUUAAUGAUUUAUAUUUAUUACUUGAAUUAGCUUAGGAGAUGUCCUAAUGUUGUGAUUUUUAAAGUUGAAGAUCAAUUAUGAUAAGAAUUUAUGAUUCUCAAAUUAUAAUAUCAAAUAUAGGGGAAUUAUUAAUGAAUCUGUGAUAGGUAUAUUCAUAACUUGGAAGAUAUGAAGAAGCUAAAUAAUACUAUAUUGAAUCAUUGGAAUAUUAAGAAAGUGCUAAUGGAAAAGCUAAG
Molecule: messenger RNA, 481 nt
Organism: Paramecium sonneborni
Lineage: Eukaryota; Ciliophora; Oligohymenophorea; Peniculida; Parameciidae
Source: the annotation of a GenBank genome assembly